AUGGAUUCAGACACCUCAUCAGCCUUCCAGAAUGAUCUCACCUGCUCCAUCUGUAGGAACUACUUCCUGGACCCUGUCACCAUAGACUGUGGGCACAGCUUUUGCCGUCUCUGCCUGUACCUCUGCUGGGAGGAAGCCCAGACUCCAAGGUGCUGCCCUGAGUGCAGAGGAGUAUCAGAGAGGCCAGAUUUCAAAACCAACAUUGCACUGAGGAACCUGGCUUCCAUUGCCAGAGAGGCCAGAACUCACUACAUCAAUAGCUCUGAGGAGCAGAUCUGUGUGGCACACAAAGAAGCAAAGGGGCUGUUCUGCAAGGAUGAGAAGAACAUGCUCUGUGCACUCUGUUCUGAAACCCCAGAGCAUGCGGCUCACAGCCACAGUCCAAUACAGUGGUCUGCUGAGGAAUACAGGGAGGAACUUAUAAAGAGAAUGAACUCUUUAUGGAACAUGACUCAAGAAAUGAAAAGCAACCUGAAGCAGGAAGCUAGCAAAACCCAGUCAUUACAGGACUACGUGGCCCUUAGGAGGGAGAUGAUCAAAGCUGAAUAUCAGAAGAUGCAUCUAUUUCUCUGUGAGGAGGAGCAACUCCAUCUGGACACAAUGGAGAGAGAAGCAAAGGAGAUCUUCCAACAACUCAAGGAAAGCCAACUCAGAAUGACCCAACAGAAAGAAAGCCUGAAAGGAAUGUUGAGAGAGCUGACUGACAUGUGCCACAAGCCUAACGUGGAGCUGCUCCAGGAUUUGGGAAAUAUAUUGGAAAGAACUGAAUUGGUGCAGAUGCAAAAGCCCCAGCCCAUGAAUCCAGAGCUCCCUUUAUGGCGCUUCACUGGAAUCCAAGAUAUGCUGAACAACUUCAGAGUGGAUAAUGUUCUGAGUGAGGAAACCAUUAGUCGCCGUAUCAGCCUUUCUAAGGAUGUUCGUGUGAAUUUUGCAGAUGUCCAUGACAGCGCAUCCAGACAGCCUGAGAGAGUGCAGAGUUUUGCAGUAUGGGGAACUCAUACCUUUACCACUGGUAGACAUUACUGGGAGGUGGAUAAGCUGCACUGCUCGAUGUGGAUUCUGGGAGUGUGUCAAGAUUCCCUGAUAAGUGAUACAGAUAUUAUUGUUGAUUACGAAGAAGCAUCUCUUCUAUUUUGUUUGAAAGUGAAUGAUCAUUAUUGUCUCUCCACUAACUGCCCACCCUCAAUUCAGUAUGUGAAAAGGCCUCUGGGUAAGAUUGGAGUGUUUUUGGAUUAUGACAAUGCAACUGUGAGCUUCUAUGAUGUGGAAAAAGGUUCCCUCAUAAGUAGUGUAGUUUCUCCUCCCUUCUCUUCUCCUCUGAAGCCUUUCCUAUGCUUUGAUUCUCCAUGAGAAGUUAAGUUUUGACCACUUAUUUGGUAAAGUUCCAUAUCUAAGGAAACUAUUUUUAUGAAAUGUCCUAUGAGGCAGCAGGUUGAUACCUGACUGUCUUGGAGCAAAUUGUAACUUCAGGAAACAUAAUUAUUGU
This is a messenger RNA of Phyllostomus discolor (pale spear-nosed bat), 1486 nucleotides long. RefSeq names its product tripartite motif-containing protein 64-like. The transcript is spliced from 6 exons. The record is from RefSeq and is a predicted model, not a curated record. NCBI's taxonomy places the organism in Eukaryota, Metazoa, Chordata, Mammalia, Chiroptera, Phyllostomidae. The coding region runs from base 1 to 1350 and encodes 449 amino acids. Gene Ontology annotation, molecular function: protein binding; zinc ion binding.